Molecule: messenger RNA, 2163 nt
Organism: Insectozyma verbasci
Lineage: Eukaryota; Fungi; Ascomycota; Pichiomycetes; Serinales; Debaryomycetaceae
Source: the annotation of a GenBank genome assembly
AUGAAAUUACCAUCCAUAAUUGAUACUGAUUCAAUUUUUGCUAAUGAUGAUUUAGAAUAUGUUUUUAAUAAUGACAAUGAUUUACCCGAAAAUGUCUUGGUUAACAAUUUAUUACCAUUACAUAUUGAUUAUGCUAAAUCGUUCAAAAUUCCAGGUACUGAAGAACCAGGUUUUUCACCAAUUAUUAGAAAUAAAGCUUUCCCAAAUGGAUUAAAAUGGAAAUUAACUAACGAUUUAAAUACAUUUCAUAAAGUUUUUGAAAGUUGUGCUAAAAGAUUUAGUAACGACCCAUGUAUAUCUCAUCAUGAAUAUGAUUAUGAAAAUGAACAACAUUUAGAACAAUAUAAAAGCGAAACAUUUGAUCAAAUACAUCAACGUAAAAAUAAUUUAGCCAGUGGGUUAUUUUUCUUACUUGAAUCAAAUCCAUUUUUAAAUUAUGCAUUAGAAUCACAUCAAAAAAUAAGAGAUCAUUCAAAAAUUUAUAAAGAUUUUGAUAAAGAUAAUACUUCAUUUAUUGUUACUUUUUAUUCAGGUAAUCGAAGAGAAUGGAUAAUUUCAGAUUUAGCAUGUUCUUCAAAUUCAAUUACUUCCACUGCAUUAUAUGAUACUUUAGGUGCUGGUACUGGUAAAUAUAUUUUAGAAUUAACUGAAUCACCAGUAAUUAUUUGUUCAAAAGAUAAAAUUGAAAAUUUAAUCAACUUGAAAAAGAAUAAUUUUAAACAAUUAGAAUCAUUAAUUUUGAUUAUCUCAAUUGAUCCAUUAUUAAAGAAAGAUAAACAUUUGAUUGAUUUAGCAAAUGAACAACAUAUAAAAGUAUAUGAAUUUACUCAAGUUGAAAAAAUUGGUGAAAUUUUCCCAAAAGAAAAUUAUGAACCAAGUCCAGAAACUGUUUAUACAAUUACAUUUACAUCAGGUACUACUGGAGCAAAUCCAAAAGGUGUUGUCUUAGCACAAAAAACAGUUACAGCAGCUAUUUCAAAUGUUUUAUUAAUGAUUCCACAUCAUAAAAAUCAAAAAGAAUUUGCAUUUUUACCAUUAGCUCAUAUCUUUGAAAGACAAAUGUGUGUAAGUACAAUCUCAAUGGGUGGUAACGUUGCAUUACCAAGAUUAGGUGGAUCUGCAUUAACUUUAGUUAAGGAUUUAAAACUAUUUAAACCACAUUUCUUUGCUUGUGUACCUAGAAUUUUUUCAAGAAUUGAACAAGCUAUUAAAUCAGCAAUACCAGAUUCUGAUAAACCAGAUUUUAAAUUUACUAAACCUAUAGUUAAAAAAAUUAGAUCACAAUUUGGUUUUGAUGAAAUUGAAAGAGGUUUUACUGGUGGUGGACCAACUAGUCCUGAAACUGUUAAAUUUUUACAAAAAGCAUUUCAGUUUGAACUUGGUUCUGGUUAUGGUUCUUCUGAAUCAUUUGGUGGUCUAAUUAUGGCUAGUAGUAACCAUCAUGUUGGUUCUGAUGGUCCAAUUGGUGCAUCUUGUGAAGCUAGAUUAAAAGAAUUACCAGAGAUGAACUAUAAAUUAAAUCAAGAAGACGGAGAUAAAGGUGAGUUACAAUUACGCGGUUUUCAAAUGUUUAGUCAUUAUUAUAAAAAUCCAGAAGAAACUGCAAAAUCAAUUGAUUCAAAUGGUUGGUUUGAUACAGGAGAUGUUGCUCAUUUUAGAAAAGAUGGGUAUUUUAAGAUUAUAGAUAGAGUUAAGAAUUUUUAUAAACUAGCACAAGGUGAAUAUGUAACUCCAGAAAAGAUUGAAAAUUUAUAUUUAACUACGAAUUCAAUAAUUACACAAAUUUAUACUCAUGGUGAUUCAUUAAAGACAUUUUUAGUUGGAAUCGUUGGAAUUGAUCCAAUGAAUAUUAAAAAAUAUUUACAAGCUUUAAAAAUACAUGAUAUACCAAAUUUUAAAUCAAAUGAAGAAAUGUUGGAAUUUAUAAAUAAAAGAGAAGUUAAAACUAGAAUUUUAUUAAAUUUUAAUUCAAAUUUAUCUGAUAAAUUAAAUGGAUUUGAAAAAAUUCAAAAUUUAUAUUUUGAAAUAGAACCAUUAACUUUAGAAAGACAAGUUAUUACACCAACUUCAAAAUUAAAAAGACCAAUUGCUCAAAAAUUUUUCAAAAAACAAAUUGAUUCAAUGUAUGAAGAAGGUUCAAUUAUUAAAGAUUUAAAAUUAUAG